Messenger RNA from Achroia grisella, 1226 nucleotides. RefSeq lists its product as uncharacterized. The coding region runs from base 227 to 991 and encodes 254 amino acids. NCBI's taxonomy places the organism in Eukaryota, Metazoa, Arthropoda, Insecta, Lepidoptera, Pyralidae. The transcript is spliced from 4 exons. The record is from RefSeq and is a predicted model, not a curated record.
UUGUGUUGUGUCAUUAAAAUGUCAUAAUAGAAUAAUAUAUAUAUUAUUGUAAAUUAUUAUUCUUAUAAAAUAAUUAUUUCAUUUUAUUCUUCGCUGUAUAUAAUUAUAUUGUAAAUAUUUACUUUUUAAUUUUUUUAUAUUGCAUGUAACUUUGAACGAAUUCUCAUGAUGUUCAGAAACAAUUUGUUUACAAUCAACUCGUCAUAUAGUCAUUAAAGUAUAAGAAAUGGCAUCGUAUUAUAAUAAUUUACCAGUUAUUUUAGUGAGCGCUAAAAGUACAACAGCCGCCAAAACAUUAAUUUCAGAAAUAAUAGACAAUGUACCACCAGAUUAUGAAGGUGACGGGCACGUUUGGAGGAUAGUGAACAAGUAUUACACGGCGGACGUGAGGCUACACCCACACGCUGAUGACGAAGAGUUACAAAUAGAUGAGCACCUGAUAGAAGCACACAUUAUAUAUCUUGAAGAAGACGAGUGCUCGGCGGAGACGGCGGCGCGGCGCGCGGCCGGGCCGGGGGCGGCGCGAGCGGCCAGGGCGGGCGGGCCGCGGCUCGUGGGCGGGCGGGGGCUCGAGGGCGGGCGGGGCCUCGGGGGCGGGCGGCUGGCCAGCUGGGCGGCCCACGCGCGGUACGAGCUGGCCGACGACGGCCUGCCGCGCCUCAGGGACGCGCUGCACGCGCACCUCUGGCCGCGCGCACCCGCACCGCCCCACGACGCCCGCUCCUCGCCCGAUACGACGUCGUCGGAGGAGUCGUGGUCGGAGUGGGUGAGCGCGGGGGGGAGCGCGGGCGCGGAAGACGAGGAGAGCGCGGGGGAGGACGUGGAGCGCGCCGAAGAGUUCGCGGCGGCGCUGGGGGCGCUGCCGGCCGCCGCCGCGCACGCCAGGCUGCAGGCUCUCACCGGACACGAGCGCCGCGCGCGGCUGCAGCGCGCCGAGCACCUGGUGGCGGCCUUCUGCCGCGCGCUCGGACACCGCCCGGACGCCUGCUGACCGCCACCAGGCUGCAGGCUCUCACCGGACACGAGCGCCGCGCGCGGCUGCAGCGCGCCGAGCACCUGGUGGCGGCCUUCUGCCGCGCGCUCGGACACCGCCCGGACGCCUGCUGACCGCCACCAGGCUGCAGGCUCUCACCGGACACGAGCGCCGCGCGCGGCUGCAGCGCGCCGAGCACCUGGUGGCGGCCUUCUGCCGCGCGCUCGGACACCGCCCGGACGCCUGCUGACCG